Molecule: messenger RNA, 1020 nt
Organism: Cryptomeria japonica (Japanese cedar)
Lineage: Eukaryota; Viridiplantae; Streptophyta; Pinopsida; Cupressales; Cupressaceae
Exons: 2
Coding region: 345-857 (170 amino acids)
Biological process (GO): regulation of systemic acquired resistance
Source: RefSeq, a predicted model, not a curated record
UUCAUUUUGCUGGCCCCCAUUAGAGUUGGUCACAAUUUUGUAUUUGAGUGAACCAGAUUCGCGCCUACAAUAUAGGAGCCUGCAAGAUUUGUAGCAUCUUAAAGCUCUUCCACAAUAUACUUACUUCUUACCUUGGAUAACCCAUUUUCUUCAUUUCAUGUUAAACAUGCUUACCUCAAAUGAGAAAUUGUCAGGCCUGAAUUUUUGUGUUGGGUGAAACCUCCAGUAAUCUUGUAUCGACCUGAAUCUCGGUGCUUAUUUGUCUUCUCGAUAAAAUACAGAGGUUAUUGGGUGAUAGUAAGUCUUGGAACACCUAAUUUUCUCAGCUCUGUGAGUAUUCUAUCAUGGAUUUCAAUCUCUUCAACAAAACUUUGCAAUGCAGUGCAGAGAUUGAAGCCACAAAAUGGGAGAGCAAAGAGAAGAAUAAACGUCCACGAAAAGACGAUAAGGAAGGUGGAGAGUUAUUUGAUAUGAAGAAAAAGGAUUGUAAACUGCGUCCCCCAGCAGAUGAUAGUGAAGUUGAAGAAUUUUUCGGCUUGGUGGUCAGAAUCCAAGCAAUGAGGAAGCUUUUUAAACAUAAGCAAACAAAUUGCUGUUCUGCAGAAAUAAUACCCACCAUCCAGAAUGUGGGUAGCAAAGUUAUCAACACGAAAGCGCCAUGGAAGCCCUCAUUCGUGUGGGAGGAUUUCUUAAUCUCGUCUGGACAAAAUAGCCCAUCUUCUCAAAGGAACUUACCUUCUUGUACAAAUAGGAACAUAUGCAGUUCUGGGAGAUCCCUUGAACCAGAUAUGGGAUCUGAUAAAUAUAAGCGAGUGGAGAGUUUUGAUCUAAAUAUAGAGGCGAGCCCCGAAAACUAAGCUUAUUUCGUUAAGAUUUUGUGUGGUCAUAUCAAAUUUUUGCUGGUGUUGGUACAUUUUUUUGGGAAGUCUGUAGGCAUUUUUAUCAAAUGAAAACUAAAAUGUUGUGAUCCUGUUUUAGUAGAAAAUGAAUUUGUUAUACAUUUAAUCUUUAUAAAACUGA